Dictyostelium purpureum is the source of this 423-nucleotide messenger RNA. RefSeq lists its product as uncharacterized. Bases 1 to 423 code for a protein of 140 amino acids. Lineage: Eukaryota; Evosea; Eumycetozoa; Dictyosteliales; Dictyosteliaceae. The record is from RefSeq and is a predicted model, not a curated record. The transcript has 2 exons.
AUGUCAACAAAUUUUUCAAAACAAAAUAGCAGAUUGUUAUUUGAAAAGUGUAAGAACAAUGAGACUGAAAAAGCAUUGGAAAUGAUAUCAAAUAUUGAAAAUUUAAGAAUCAAUGUCAACGAAAGAUUCGAAGGUGGUUGCACAUCAUUUUUCAUUAGCUGCUAUUUAGGUAAUUUAAAGUUGGUUCAAGCAUUGGUCGAAAUUGGUAAAGCAGAUAUUACAAUCGAAAGUGACAACGUUAGACCAUUCACAGUAGCAUGUGUCAGGGGAAGAAUCCCAGUUAUAGAUUAUUUAUUAACCAACUUUUCAGAUAGAAUCGACCCAGAUUCAAUGAUUACAGGCUGUGUUGGUGCUGCACAAUACAACUUUCCACAAAUCGUCCGAAGAAUUUUAGGAAGAGGAUUGGAUAAAUAUAAAAAAUAA